Aspergillus tanneri is the source of this 1221-nucleotide messenger RNA. RefSeq lists its product as uncharacterized. The transcript has 4 exons. Lineage: Eukaryota; Fungi; Ascomycota; Eurotiomycetes; Eurotiales; Aspergillaceae. Gene Ontology annotation, cellular component: membrane. Gene Ontology annotation, biological process: transmembrane transport. Gene Ontology annotation, molecular function: transmembrane transporter activity. Bases 1 to 1221 code for a protein of 406 amino acids. The record is from RefSeq and is a predicted model, not a curated record.
AUGUUGCAGGAUAUAGAAAACGAAUCCCGCUCUAGUUCUCAGCCCAGUGGGCAUAAAAUCACCUCUCAUGAAACUCGAAAAAUUGCCGAUUACCAAGUUCUUCCACUGCUUGUGAUCUGUUUCGCAGUAUACCAAUUAGAUCGAACCAAUAUCGGCAGUGCCUUGACUGGCGGCUUCGCGGACACUAUUUCCGUGGAUCGGAAUACAAUCAACCUGGGGAACCAGCUGAUGUUUAUGGGAGUCGUGGUUUUGGAAAUCCCUUCGAAUCUUAUACUUCAGCGGGUUGGACCGCGACGAUGGAUCGGCACCCAGGUAUUGGCGUUCGGGACCGUGGCGAGCAUGCAAAUAUUUGUUCAGAAUCGCGUGGAUUUCCUCGUCACAAGAACAAUUCUCGGUCUCACUGAGUCGGGAUUUAUUCCCGGCGCUAUGUAUACGUUGUCGACUUGGUAUACGAAGGAGCAACUGACAAAGCGCAUCGCUGUCUUCUUUUUCGGUAUGUUUGGCGGUAGCGCAGUAUCACCGCUCCUAGGAGCGGCAUUGCUUAAACUGGAUGGAAAGGGUAACCUUGCCGGAUGGCAGUGGAUUUUCCUAGUUGAAGGGAUACUCUCAAUUGUGGUAUCCAUAUGUCUACUUCUUUUUCUAAAAGAGAAGACCCGCAAUAAGCGGCAGCAAACUGCACUGAGUGAUGACAGUCCCGACCAGAAAGAGGAAUCGAAUAAUCUAGUCAAUGACAAUGCUCAUGACGAGAAAAUCUCCCCCAAGGACGUGUGGAAAACAUUAACCAACAUACACAAAUGGCCACAUUUUCUAGCCACCGCGUGCGUGUUUUCCACAUGGAGUCCCCUUAUAACCUAUACCCCAAGUAUUAUAAUGUCGUUGGGAUUUUCACGAAUUGAAUCAAACGCCCUUGCUGCUAUUGGAAGCUUCGCAACCCUUCCUGUCAUCUUUCUCUUUGCAUGGUUGAGUGAUAAGACAAGGAGACAUGGUCUUAUAGUAAUAAUUGCUGUUGCAGCCUAUCUCACUGCACUCAUUCUGCUGAGAACUAUUCAGCCACAUGUCAGUCGUUGGAAUCGAAUCGUUCUAUGGACUCUGGUCAAUGGGUUGGCGGUGGGCUAUCAUCCUAUUCAUAAUGCGUGGAUCCAAAUCAACUGCAGAAGCGCGGCAGAAAGGAGUAUAAGUGUUGCGUAUGUCAUUCCGUCCACCGAUAGUGAAAACUGUUAA